Schistocerca gregaria is the source of this 1879-nucleotide messenger RNA. RefSeq names its product protein spalten-like. NCBI's taxonomy places the organism in Eukaryota, Metazoa, Arthropoda, Insecta, Orthoptera, Acrididae. The record is from RefSeq and is a predicted model, not a curated record. The coding region runs from base 5 to 466 and encodes 153 amino acids. The transcript is spliced from 3 exons.
CGAGAUGCCGUCUGCGCCCACCAUGGCAAUGCUGCUGUUGGGCACCUUGGCGUUACUCUACUGUGUCGCCGCCACCGCUGCGACAGCGGACGAUGCUGCAGCUCAAGCCGAUGCGUCGGACUUGUCCAGUGAAGAUGCAGCCCGGGCUAUCAAGGUGCUCUUGAAGAAGAAGAUGUCUGUGGUGAUCAAGAAGAAACCACACCAGCAGGGUGGCCCAAGACCCCAACUUGAGCCAGAUCCCUUGCAAGUCCAGACACCCCCAACUGGAACAACCAUCUGGGAAGAUCCAAAACCUCCCCAAUCUGAUGAAAGUGGGAAUAAAGCAGGACUGCAGCAGACACAAGAACCAGAACCCGCUGGAGGUGAGACAGACACGGAGGAACCCCAAGAACCAGAAAGCACUGUAGGUGAGACAGAUCCAGAAGAGGCCAUAGAACCAGAACUCGACGCAACUACUAUCGAAUAGUGAAGAAGAUGGGCUGGACUUGCCACAAAUACGCAUAAUUACAUCACCUCCUCACUCCACAGAGAAGUCUUACCCCAUUUAAAUAAAGUGUGCUACACUGCAACAGAGCACCAUUCACUUUCACAGGAGGUAUCAAAACAUUUAAUUAAAUUCAAAAUAGUAUCGUGAUGUUUCUAUCUAUAGCAGUGACUAACAUCGACUGUGCUUCGCUGCUGAAGUUGAUUGGCUGGAUCAGUCAAAUUGUCUGACAGUCAAAGUAGGUAUAGUUCCAUUUCAUUAGUGAAAGAUCCCUCACAUACAGUACAGGGGAAGGCAGGAAUAAAGUAUUGAACAAAUGUGCUUACUCUAGAAUGUUACACAGCAUAGAUGAAGACAGUGGUCUGAUACCUCGGAAGAGGCUUUUUUUGUCGAAACGAUAGCAUUCUGUCGGACCAGCUGUCACUGGAUGGAUAAAAAUAUCCCUUUAUCUUUCUUCCGCUACUGCAUAGUUUCAGAUGUGAAGCUAUUUUCAAAUAUUUGUAUGAAAUAUGUAUCAUUAUAACGUAGAUAAAUAUCAAAAACCAUUGGUUGCAUAACAGAAAUAGUAACAUGUGGAAGUACCAAUCAAAAUGGAUGUAUUUACAUUAACAUUGACGUACUCAUCAAUUAAUGCAGUAGUAGUUAGUAAUAAAAUUAAAAAGACACAAUAAAGGUGGUAGGCAUGUAGUAAAAGAGAACAUGAAUUACUGAGAGACUUUACCAUGUUCCCUGAGUCACAAAUCAGAGGUGACUACAGGUGCAAUUAGCUCUGUCAUCUAGCAGCACUGGGGUACGAACGCACUGGACUACCUAUGACACACCUCGCAGCCAUCUGGUCCAAAGUACCUCUGAACAACACAUUCUCCAAUCUCUGUGACCUAUUAAAAUAUUAUUACAGUACCCUCCGUCAACCUAAAAAAGUGAGAUAGUGCAAAAGUGUGGAUGGAAGAGAAAAAAUGACUUAUUGUGCGCAGGGAUCAUUCCAUCAACAGUGAAAUAACUAAUACUACUGCAGGCACAAGCUGGUACAUUAAUUAUUACACAUGACAAAUGGUUUAUCACACAGGAGAAAAGUAAAUCACAAUAAAAUACAAAUUAAGGCCUCAUAUAAUAUCCUUCACUUCUCUGAAGGUAGUCAAUAAAAAAAGAUGAAGAAAUUGUGCAGAGUUGAAAACAAAAUAUAGAUGAAUUUUAACAUAUCCAUUGGCAGUCACUCUGAAAGAAUAUCAUCACUCCAACUACUUCAAUUUGACAGGCUGAGCUUGAGAUGGGCCACAAGACCAACCAAUGGGCCACAGACAUUUGCGUAACUGCCAACAGAAUUUGUUAAACAGGUUUUUGUGUAUUAUUACAGUCACAAUUUUUAAUAAGAUAAUAAAAUUAACUACUGCUACU